This is a messenger RNA of Chrysochloris asiatica (Cape golden mole), 600 nucleotides long. RefSeq names its product ribulose-phosphate 3-epimerase-like. NCBI's taxonomy places the organism in Eukaryota, Metazoa, Chordata, Mammalia, Afrosoricida, Chrysochloridae. Gene Ontology annotation, biological process: carbohydrate metabolic process; pentose-phosphate shunt, non-oxidative branch. The transcript has 2 exons. Bases 1 to 600 code for a protein of 199 amino acids. The record is from RefSeq and is a predicted model, not a curated record. Gene Ontology annotation, molecular function: metal ion binding; D-ribulose-phosphate 3-epimerase activity. Gene Ontology annotation, cellular component: cytosol.
AUGGCAUCUGGCUGCAAGAUUGGCCUAUCCAUCCUCAACAGCAACCUGGCCAAUUUAGGGGGUGAAAGCCUGUGGAUGCUGGACUCUGGUGCCGAUUAUCUGCACCUGGGUGUAAUGGAUGGGCAUUUUGUUCCCAAGAUCACCUUUGAUUACCCUGUGGUAGAAAGUCUCCGAAAGCAGCUAGGCCAGGACCCUUACUUUGAUUUGCAGAUGAUAGUGUCCAGGCCAGAACAGUGGGUAAAGCCAAUGGCUAUUGCGGGGGCCAAUCAAUAUACCUUUCAUCUUGAGGCUAGUGAGAACCCAGGGGCUUUGACUGAAGACAUUCAUGAGAAUGGAAUGAAGGUUGGUCUUGUGAUCAAACCAGGAACUACAAUUGAGUAUUUGACACCAUGGGCUAAUCAGAUAAAGAUGGCUUUGGUCAUGACAGUGGAACCUGGCUUUGGAGGGCAGAAAUUCAUGGACGACAUGAUGCCCAAGGCAGAUGCUAACAUGAUUGUGUCUGGCAGUGACAUUAUGAGGAGUAAAGACACCAGAUGGAUCAUCAACUUGUUAAGAAAUGUUUGCUCAGAAGCUGCUCAGAAAUGCUCUCUUGAUCGAUGA